Messenger RNA from Kalmanozyma brasiliensis GHG001, 993 nucleotides. RefSeq names its product CoA-binding. The transcript has a single exon. The record is from RefSeq and is a predicted model, not a curated record. Gene Ontology annotation, biological process: tricarboxylic acid cycle. Lineage: Eukaryota; Fungi; Basidiomycota; Ustilaginomycetes; Ustilaginales. Gene Ontology annotation, cellular component: succinate-CoA ligase complex (ADP-forming); mitochondrion. Bases 1 to 993 code for a protein of 330 amino acids. Gene Ontology annotation, molecular function: succinate-CoA ligase (ADP-forming) activity; succinate-CoA ligase (GDP-forming) activity.
AUGUUCAAGCACGCUGCCGCCUCGCUUUCGCGCCCGCUCGCACGCGGCUUCUCCUCCUCCGCCGCGCGCGCCUCGUACGAGGACACGAUCAAGAACCUGCUCAUCAACAAGGACUCGCGCGUCAUCUGCCAGGGUUUCACCGGCAAGACGGGCACGUUCCACUGUCAACAGGCGCUCGAGUACGGUACCAAGCUCGUCGGGGGUGUUUCGCCCAAGAAGGCUGGUCAGACGCAUUUGGGUCUGCCCGUGUUUGGGUCGGUCAAGGAGGCGGUUCGUGAGACCAAGCCGCACGCUUCCGUGCUGUACGUCCCCCCUCCCGGUGCGGCGGACGCCAUCAUCGAGGCGAUCGAGAACGAGGUCCCGCUGAUCGUGGCCAUCACUGAGGGUAUUCCGCAGAAGGACGAGAUUCGCGUUGCUGCGGCGUUGCGCUCGCAGUCUGCUUCCCGACUGGUUGGGCCUAACUGCCCCGGUAUCAUCAACCCCGAGGGUUGCAAGAUCGGUAUCAUGCCCGGUCACAUUCACACCCCGGGACGCAUCGGUAUCGUCUCGCGUUCGGGUACGCUCACGUACGAGGCGGUCAACCAGACCACCCAGGUCGGCCUCGGCCAAAGCAUCUGCGUCGGUAUCGGCGGUGACCCCUUCCCCGGCUCCACCACGCUCGACCUGGUCAAGCUGCUGCUCGACCACGACAAGUCCGAAGGCAUCGUGCUCAUCGGCGAGAUCGGCGGAUCCAUGGAGGAGGACGCCGCCGAGUAUCUCGCUCAGUACAACAAGACGAGGAAAAACCCCAAGCCCGUCGUCGCCUUCAUCGCCGGCCGCACCGCCCCUCCCGGCAGGAGGAUGGGUCACGCCGGCGCCAUCAUCGCCGGUGGCAAGGGUGGUGCCGAUGACAAGGUCAAGGCUCUCACGGAUGCCGGCGCUAUCGUCGCCGAUUCGCCCGCAAAGAUCGGCGCCCUCAUGAAGAAGGCUAUGCAGGAGGCUGGUUUGGCUUAG